AGUGCCCUAUUACCGCCUAGGCCAACAUAGGCCAUGGCCUAGGGGCGGCAAAAUUUUAGGGGCGGCAAAUUUUUCGGUGAAUAAAAAAAAAUUCUUUAACUCCUCUACGAAAAUGUAGAAAUAGCCAUCUUCGAAAAUUUCGCCCAUUUUUUCAUUACCGAUGUAUAAUUCUUUUGAAUGGAAGAUAGAAAUAUUGUUGCAUUUUUCACACCCCUCGGUAAUCUGAAAAUCAAAGGAGCCGCCCUAAAACCGAACAGCAGUCGGCACUGUCGGCGGUUAAGCGCAUCAAAGAGAACGUGGAAAACCUAUCCUAUCGUAAAUUGUAAUUGCUACUAAUAAAACACGGAUUACUGUCAGGGAAAUCAGAGGACUGGCAUAAUAUUUAAAAUAUGAAUGCGGCACGUUUGAUGAGUUGCCCUAGUAGGUAUUAUUUUCAAUGGAUGCAAGUAACUAGUUAAAUUUUUUGCGUGAAUUUCGGAAUCGGCACUGGCAGCUCGUCAGUCCUAUUUUUCCGUCCAUGCAAUACACUCAGAAUCGAGAACUAACCACUAUAGAGUUGUCGCCAGUCAUUUUUAAACAUUGCUAGUGCAAUUUUUAGUAUAAAUAAAUUUUGUGGGAACUUAUCUUCAGAUCUACUUGUUCAUUCUUUUUUUCGCAAUGUCAAGAAAACAUGAAAGUGGUUGUGAAUAUAGAAAACGAGCAAAGGAAAGAUCAGAAAAAAAUGAGGAACUGGUGAAGAAGAUUCCCAAGAUUGACACCUUUUUACAAAAAGGUGAUAAAAAACAAAAAGUGGACUCGACAGAGCUGAGUGAAAUUCAACAAGAAUUCGAUCAACAUUCAACAAGUGGUAACAACACAUCAAACAAAGCUGAAAGCAUUAUGGAGAUUCCGGAACAAGUGGAAUCUUGUGAAAAUCCGAAAAAAGCUUUUCCAGAAAUUAGCGGCAGUUCAGAUAACUUCAGUGAUGAUCCAGCUCUGUGGGAUGAAAUAACAGAGGAGUUGAGGCAGAAUUUUAUCAAUCGUGGAAUUAAACAAAAUAUUGAUUUAUUAGAUUUUGAAGCUUCAAGAAGGAAUUACAAUGAUCGCGUUCGAUAUUGUUCGAAAGGAUUGUUUAAAACCCGAUUGAAAAAUGCCGAGACUCACACUCGCGAUUUCUUGAUUUACUCUGCCAGCACAGGACGUCUCUACUGUCUGCCAUGCCGUUUAUUCAAUGGAAAGGUCCAUUUGCAUCUACCGGAUUUAAUGAUUGGAAAAAUCCUAUUAUUAUUGAACAGCACGAGAAUUCACAGAAUCACAAAAAUUGUGUCCUAAUUUUACUCCAAAGGCAAAAAGCAGCUGACCAGGUAGAUGCACUUCAUGUUAAAGAAUACAAGCGGGAAGUACAGUACUGGAGAGAAGUUUUAAAGAGAGUUGUUGCAGCGAUCAAGGCAUUGGCAUCAAGAGGACUUUCAUUCAGGGGUUCGACGGAAGUAUUUGGUAGUCUACAUAAUGGCAAUUAUAUGAUGCUAUUAGAAUUUCUAGCUGAAUUUGACCCUUUUCUUGCUGAUCACAUUGAAAAGCACGGAAAUCAAGGCAGAGGGAACGUAUCUUACUUGUCAUCAUCGAUUUGUGAAGAAAUUAUCCAAAUUAUGGCUACAGAAGUUCUAAAAUCAAUUGAUCAGGAAGUUACAGAAGCCAAAUACUAUUCAAUAAGCGUAGACUCCACACCAGAUAUAACGCAUACCGAUCAACUGGCUUUUAUUACUCGCUAUAAUAAAGAAGACGGAAAACCAGUGGAAAGAUUUUUAGGAUUUAUACCAAAUCCGGGACACAAGGCUGAAGACCUUUAUAACGCUGUUAUUAAAAUGAUGGAGGAGCAUAAUUUCAAUUUUGCGAAUUGUAGAGGUCAAUCUUAUGACAAUGCGGCAAAUAUGUCAGGAAUAUAUAAUGGACUGCAAGCAAAAAUAAAAGAAAUCUCUCCUUUGGCAUAUUGGAUCCCAUGCACGGCUCAUUCGCUGAACCUCGUCGGAGAACACGCUGCUGGAUCGUUGAAACGAUUAUCUACAACUCGCUGGUCGGCGAGAUAUGAAGCUUGCAACAGCAUGAACCAAAACUGGAAAGAAGUUGUCGCAGCUUUGAGUGAAAUUGAUGAGCGGGACAGGUCUAAGACUGGGAGUGGAGCAAAAGGAUUGAAAAUCAAGCUAACAUCUCUGGAAACCGCAAUUAUGUUCGCUGUAUGGAGUCCAAUUUUGGAAAGAUUUGAUAAAGUGAGCGAAGCAAUACAGAAAGUUGGCAUUGGUAUAGAUGAAGUAGUUUUGAAUUAUGAGUCAUUGGUUGAUUAUAUCUUAGGAUUAAGAGAUCAAUUUGAUCGAUUUGAGAAAAAGCGAAGAUCAGUUCUGGAUUUGAGAAAUAUCGAAGUGAAGAAAGAAGAGCCACAACAAGAACUGUUCCUGCUGAUGAAACUCGAUUCUGAAGAAUUAGGAGUAGCGGUUACUAAUCUCAUCUCUAGUUUUCCUCAGGAUUUAGAUGAAAAACUCCACGAUGAAUGUUUGCACUUCAAAUCCUACUUAGGACAGUUAGAACAACCUCCAAAAACUCUACACGAGAUGAGUACCUUCAUUAGAAGUGAUAAAAGCUUAGUGCAAGUGUUUCCCUACAUCGAUAUUACAAUUAGAAUGUUUUUAUGCACUUUUGCAACGAACUGUUCAGCAGAGAGGUCGUUUUCAGCAUUGAAGCGAAUUUUAUCCUAUUUGCGAUCUAGCAUGUCUCAAGAGCGUUUGAAUUCUCUGGCCGUUUUGUGCAUUGAAGCUGAAUUGUUGAAAAAAUUAGACUUCGAAGCUGUGUUGCAACAAUUUGCGGAAAAGAAGAUAUGCAAGAGAGUUCCUGUGACAACCAAGAUCAGACAAGGAUACAGCCUCAGCCCGAUUUUGUUCAGCAUCAAAAUAGAUGAGACAAUGAAAGACGUGAAGCAAACUGGAAGAGGAUGCCGAAUGAGAAGCGAAAAUAUAAAAAAAGUAUAUUAUGCUGAUAAUUCAGUGAUUAUGUCAGAAGACAAAGAUAAUCUACAAAGGCUUCCAUUAUGUGUUCCAAUGAACAGCCAACACUUACAAAUAUCUGAAAAGAAAACAAAUAUUUUACGGUAUUUAGAGAUGCGAGGAGCGGUAAAAUAG
This is a messenger RNA of Harmonia axyridis, 3149 nucleotides long. RefSeq lists its product as uncharacterized. The transcript has 5 exons. The coding region runs from base 1197 to 3149 and encodes 650 amino acids. Lineage: Eukaryota; Metazoa; Arthropoda; Insecta; Coleoptera; Coccinellidae. Gene Ontology annotation, molecular function: protein dimerization activity. The record is from RefSeq and is a predicted model, not a curated record.